CUCAGACAUUCUUCUUUCAGGACUGCACUGCUGCUGCUGACUUUCUCAUUUAGGAGUGAAGAAAACCGGUCGCCAAGAUGUCUGAAAAAAAGAUGACAUCGAGCCGUAGGCACCAUCUCAAGAGUUUGGUGUUGAGCAUCACAAAAGGCCUUCUGGAGAAGGAAGUUGUGGAUACCGCUGCGGCCAAAGAGGCUUACAUGGCAGAAAACUGCGCUCCUCUGUCCAUGCCCUCCUCUACACAGGAUCUGCAGGAGCUGUGCAAGAAACUUCACCAGCAAAUCGACAAAGUUGAUGAGGAGAGAUAUGACUUGGAGUCUAAAGUGGGCAAAGCAGCUAAAGAGAUUGAGGAUCUGAAAAUCAAGGUGGUCGACCUGCAGGGCAAGUUCAAGAAGCCUGCCCUGAAGAAAGUGCGUUUGUCAGCCGAUCAGAUGCUUCAGGCUCUGCUGGGCUCCAAACACAAGGUGUCUCUGGACCUGAGAGCGAACCUGAAACAAGUCAAGAAGGAGGUCAAAGAGGAGGCUGCAGAUGUCGGCGACUGGCGUAAGAACAUUGAGGACAAGGCUGGUAUGGGUGGCAGAAAGAAGAUGUUUGAAGGCGAAGCCGCCUAAAUUCCUGGACAUUUCUUUAAUUAGUUGUUGUAGGAAUUCUACAGAGCUGCGCAUUCACUGAUCUUUUUUUUUUAUUUUGCAAUAGUUUUGUCUUCUCUGCUUUCAGUGCCUCAAUUAAGCAUUUGUUGUAUGCAGCAUGCACAUCCUGAAAAAGAACUGUGUGUCAUCAAAGAGCCACUACCAUUAAAUCAAUGCUUUUGAGGAAAA
Molecule: messenger RNA, 815 nt
Organism: Danio rerio (zebrafish)
Lineage: Eukaryota; Metazoa; Chordata; Actinopteri; Cypriniformes; Danionidae
Gene: tnni2a.3
Product: troponin I type 2a (skeletal, fast), tandem duplicate 3
Cellular component (GO): troponin complex
Source: RefSeq, marked validated